GAAUAAAGAAUAGCGUCAUCUUCAACGAACGUGGUUGAACAACCGGGAAGGAGGGAGAAACGGAGAUUUUCAAGAACGAUUGGAUUUGGAUCAGUUGAUUGUACUUGGUGGUGUGCAGAAGAUACUAAAUCAUGAUGGGAGACAGUGGAAAGCCCUUUGCUUGCACUGAGAUGGGAUGCAAUCAGCGCUUUGUGAAUGAAGACCACUUGGAAGUGCACAGGCGGAAACAUGAAAUGUCUCUUGGGUUACGCGACUUCAAAUCGUUGGACACGCCCGUUAUUGCAGAUCAAACUCCAACGCCAACUCGCUUCCUGAAGAACUGCGAAGAGGUGGGUCUCUUCAACGAGCCUCACAAUCCGUUUGAUGCGAUGUUCCGAAAGGCAAGCGAACAUGGGGGUCCUGAUUCCAUUGAGACCUCCUCGUCAAAAACCCCGCAAGAGGAAUCACUAGAGAUCGAGUUAACCGACUCCCCCGAUAACACAAUGGAAGAAUCGGCCCAGCAGGCGGUCUCCUCUACGACCACAGAGGACACACACCAGUUGGAAGAGACCAUCGGCACGGAGGAAUUGUCUGAAGAUAACAUGGUCUCAGUGGAGGUGGAGGUAUCUAAUGCCACUCCAACUUCGCAGACGGUCGUGCCCAUCAGCUUGCAUGGAGCUCCAGUUACUGUUAGCGGGAAUACACUGACCAGACUCUCAAACAACUACAGAGGUCAAGCUCUUGGUAUUUGCCAAAGCUUUGCCACACCAAUCCUGCUGCGCUUACCAAAUGGUCAAACUAUCCCGGUUGUACCGCCCUCGGUUGCCAAUCCAUCGGCACCCAUUCCAGUCGCCAUGUCGGCAGUGCCACAGGUCUCUGUGAUGGUCACAAAGCCCGUCGAGGCACCUCCACUGGACUCCAACCUUGUGAAACAGAAACUGAAGAACACCCUCCUGACGUGCCAGUCCCAGGGUAACAUGGGUGUGAUGACACAAGCUGUUGAUGUGGUCACCAGGCAACAGGCUGGAGUGUUGACUCGAGAUUCUCUGGCAUCAUUGGGGGAUCUGCAGGAUCUAUCACCAAACAGCCCUCUCAAUAGUAAGAGGAAACGUCGUAAUUCUGACAUGAGCACAGACGAGAAGAGAGAACGCUUCCUGGAGAGAAAUCGAGCCGCUGCAACGCGGUGCCGGAACAAACGUAAAGUGUGGAUUAACAGUCUGGAGCAGAAAGCGGACGACUUAAACAGCACUAACAACGUACUGAGUUCUGAGGUGACAAAACUACGGGAGGAAGUAGCCCAACUGAAGCAGCUUCUACUGGCCCAUAAUGAUUGCCCGGUCACCAUCAUGCAAAGACAAACUCACGCUAGCAUCCUAGCAGGUGCUGUGCAGAAUCAAUCUGCCAAUGAGGACAUAGCGCAAACCUCCACGUCCAAUCAGCAUCAAGCAGAGGAUGACGGCCAACAGCUCCCAAGGUGACGUGCCCACGACCACGUGAAUCACCCUCAACCCCCCUCAAGAGGGAUUCACCCUUUGGCUGAGCUCUUCGUGACCUUUGACAUCACAUCAUGCAUAGUGUGAAGUUUUUUUUUUAUACAAUGUCAUAGUUAUUUAUACAUAUAAAUAUAUAUAUCAGUAUACAUAAAUAAUUUUUUUUUUAAAGUUCAAUCAAACUAGCAAAUGAUUAGUUUGUAUAUGGCUUACUGAAAAACCAUGUGGAUUUUCAGUCACCCAAAAUCUGUUUAAUUCUUCCCAGAAUUAUUAUUAAGAUAAUUUUUAAAGGACGGGUACAGCAUUGAUCUUUAGAAUCGUUCAAUGCAUUGCAUUUCAAUGGGAAACUCCUGGGGGCAGCAUAUGUGCGUUCUUGGAAAUGUGCGAAGCCCAAGAAUCUAUGAACCAUAAUGAUAACAAUAGUGGGUUCUUAUAAUAAUACAUGUAGUACCCGAAUUCGUCACUCGGUGACACCAUGGAGGAAGGAAGAGAAGGAGCUCGAACAACCUGCAAAACCGCAGAGUAACACAAGAAUACUCUGACAAUG
This is a messenger RNA of Asterias rubens (European starfish), 2016 nucleotides long. Its product is annotated as cyclic AMP-dependent transcription factor ATF-7-like. Bases 132 to 1457 code for a protein of 441 amino acids. The record is from RefSeq and is a predicted model, not a curated record. The transcript has 10 exons. Gene Ontology annotation, biological process: regulation of transcription by RNA polymerase II. NCBI's taxonomy places the organism in Eukaryota, Metazoa, Echinodermata, Asteroidea, Forcipulatida, Asteriidae. Gene Ontology annotation, molecular function: cAMP response element binding; DNA-binding transcription factor activity, RNA polymerase II-specific.